Macrobrachium nipponense is the source of this 1116-nucleotide messenger RNA. Its product is annotated as zinc finger MYM-type protein 1-like. Bases 1 to 1116 code for a protein of 371 amino acids. The record is from RefSeq and is a predicted model, not a curated record. Lineage: Eukaryota; Metazoa; Arthropoda; Malacostraca; Decapoda; Palaemonidae. The transcript has a single exon.
AUGCUAUCUGAAUUACAGUAUCCAAAUGACCUUGCCCAUGUUAUUAAUUAUAAGAUAUGUAUUAGUGAGUCUUUCAUCAGACUCUUCACUAAUUAUGGCCCAUGUCAACCAGUAAUUCCAUAUCCCAAGAAUGUAGAGGGACGCUUGUUUCAGAAGAAAUGGUAUGAAAGGAAUUCUUGGUUGGAGUAUUCACCUCAGAAAGAUGCCAUGUUCUGCUUCAGCUGUCGUCUGUUUUUGAAUGAGGAAAAGUACAAGGGCCGAGUAGCUUGGAAAUCAGAGGGCAUAAGCCGUUGGAGGACAGCUUUAAAGAAAAUAAAGGAGCAUGCUAGUUCAGAAUCUUACAUGAUUGGUAUGGUUCGAUGGAAAGGGUUCCAAAGUCAAGCAUUAGAUAUUGCUUUAGAAACAGCUAAUCAGGAAGUACAAGCUGCUAGAGACAAAGAGAAGCAGAGAAAGAGAGAAAUCUUAUGUAGGUUGAUCUCCAUCACUCUAUACUUGGCAAGACAAUGUUUUCCAUUUAGGGGCGACCAAGAAAGUUCUAUCAGUGAAAAUCGAGGAAAUUUUCUUGAACUUGUAGAAAUGUUUGGCAAGUAUGACAGUGUCGUUAAAUUGCACCUUGAUGUAAUUAAAGAAAAACAAGAAAUACUGAAAAGAUCCCAAGUGUCAUUGCUUUCAAAUAGGACUCAGAAUGACCUGAUUAAGGCUUUGGCCAUUUCAGUUAGAAGAGUGAUAUUAGAAGAAAUUCACAAGAGCAAGAUCUUUUCCAUCCUCAUAGAUGAAACAUCUGAUGUAUCACAUACAGAACAGGUCUCUUUUGUUGUGAGAUAUGUACAUGACCUCAAAAUAAAAGAACGUUUCAUACAAGUAUUCAAUGUGCAAUCAACAACUGGUGAAGCACUGGAGAAAGAAGUGAUCUCUAUGCUUAAUACAAAUAACCUGAACAUAGAUGAUAUGCGUGGACAAGGAUAUGAUGGGGCAGCAAAUAUGAGUGGAAUAUACAAUGGACUACAGUCCAGACUCCAAAGACAGAACCCAAAGGCAUGCACACAGCCUAAAUCUAGUAUUAGUCGAAAGUGCAAAAUCAAGUACUCAGUUUGUAACUUGUUUCAGUUUGUUUGA